This is a messenger RNA of Ailuropoda melanoleuca (giant panda), 6651 nucleotides long. It is a transcript of the gene XYLT1, whose product is annotated as xylosyltransferase 1. The transcript has 8 exons. Lineage: Eukaryota; Metazoa; Chordata; Mammalia; Carnivora; Ursidae. Gene Ontology annotation, biological process: heparan sulfate proteoglycan biosynthetic process; chondroitin sulfate proteoglycan biosynthetic process. The record is from RefSeq and is a predicted model, not a curated record. Gene Ontology annotation, cellular component: membrane. The coding region runs from base 4 to 1824 and encodes 606 amino acids. Gene Ontology annotation, molecular function: protein xylosyltransferase activity.
UGAAUGUCACUUCUUCUUUCACGGGGAAAGCGCUCCAAUUACCUGCAUCGGCAAGUGCUCCAGUUCGCCAAACAGUACGGCAAUGUUCGUGUCACCCCCUGGAGGAUGGCCACCAUCUGGGGGGGAGCCAGCCUCCUGUCCACGUACCUGCGGAGCAUGCGGGACCUCCUGGAGAUGACCGACUGGCCCUGGGACUUCUUCAUCAACCUCAGCGCCGCCGACUACCCCAUCAGGACAAAUGACCAGCUGGUGGCAUUUCUCUCCCGAUACCGAGAUAUGAAUUUCCUGAAGUCACACGGCCGGGACAAUGCAAGGUUCAUCCGAAAGCAGGGUCUGGACCGGCUCUUCCUGGAGUGUGACGCCCACAUGUGGCGCCUGGGGGACCGGCGAAUCCCCGAGGGCAUUGCUGUGGACGGAGGCUCGGACUGGUUUCUGCUGAACCGGAAGUUUGUGGAGUAUGUGACGUUCUCCACAGAUGAUCUGGUGACCAAGAUGAAGCGGUUUUACUCCUACACCCUGCUUCCUGCCGAGUCCUUCUUUCACACGGUCCUGGAGAACAGCCCCCACUGCGACACCAUGGUAGACAACAACCUGCGUAUCACCAACUGGAACCGGAAGCUGGGCUGCAAGUGCCAAUACAAGCACAUCGUGGACUGGUGCGGUUGCUCGCCCAACGACUUCAAGCCACAGGACUUCCACCGCUUCCAGCAGACAGCCAGGCCCACCUUCUUUGCCCGAAAAUUCGAAGCUGUGGUCAAUCAGGAGAUCAUCGGGCAGCUGGACUACUACCUGUACGGAAACUACCCUGCGGGCACCCCGGGCCUCCGCUCCUACUGGGAGAAUGUGUACGAUGAGCCGGACGGCACCCACAGCCUGAGCGAUGUGGCGCUCACCCUGUAUCACUCCUUCGCCCGCCUGGGCCUCCGACGGGCUGAGUCGUCGCUGCACGUGGAGGGGGAGAACAGCUGCCGGUACUACCCGACGGGCCACCCGGCAUCUGUCCACCUCUACUUCCUUGCGGACCGCUUCCAGGGCUUUCUGAUCAAGCAUCACGCCACCAAUCUGGCCGUGAGCAAACUGGAGACCCUGGAGACAUGGGUGAUGCCAAAGAAGGUCUUCAAGAUCGCAAGCCCGCCCAGUGACUUCGGGAGGCUCCAGUUUUCCGAGGUCGGCACUGACUGGGAUGCCAAGGAGCGGAUCUUCCGCAACUUUGGGGGUCUCCUGGGGCCCAUGGACGAGCCAGUAGGCAUGCAGAAAUGGGGGAAGGGCCCCAACGUCACCGUGACCGUCAUCUGGGUGGAUCCCGUCAACAUCAUCGCAGCCACCUACGACAUCCUGAUUGAAUCCACUGCUGAGUUCACCCACUACAAGCCCCCUUUGAACUUGCCCCUGAGGCCUGGGGUCUGGACAGUGAAAAUUCUUCACCACUGGGUGCCAGUUGCAGAGACCAAAUUCCUCGUUGCACCGCUGACCUUCUCAAACAGGCAGCCCAUCAAACCAGAGGAGGCGCUGAAGCUGCACAACGGGCCCCCCCGCAGCGCCUACAUGGAGCAGAGCUUCCAGAGCCUGAACCCUGUCCUCAGCCUGCCCAUCAGCCCGGCCCAGGUGGAGCAGGCGCGGAGGAAUGCGGCGUCCACGGGCGCAGUGCUGGAGCGCUGGCUGGACUCCCUGGUAGGCGGGAUGUGGACGGCCAUGGACAUCUGCACCACCGGCCCCAGUGCCUGCCCCGUCCUGCAGAGCUGCAGCCAGACGGCCUGGAGCUCCUUCAGCCCCGACCCCAAGUCUGAGCUGGGGGCUGUCAAACCCGACGGCCGGCUCAGGUAGCACCGGACACGCGUGGGCUCCAGCAGAUCUCAAAGGGAGAGCAGCCAGAGGGCUGGUGGCGCCUGGACCCUGGCCCCCCACCCCCGGGGUGCCUUUUGUGACAGGUUCUCCCGGCCGCAGGAUGAUGGAGAAGGAAGGUUCGGAGGUCAGGCAGUUCCUGCCCCCGACCUGCAUUGGGCACACUGGCUCCUGGGGGUGAGGACUGCUUGGUCCCAGCGCCAGGGUGGGCUUACCUCUUCCGGUUGGUCCUCGAAGCCUCCAGGUUCCUUGUCCUCCCCUUGGUGACCCAGUCAAGUGAUUCUCCAACUUUUAUUUUGAGCAGCAGCAUUUUGUUUACGAAGCGCCGUUGGAGGUAGACGUUCCAGGUGUGGUUGAGAUCCAGGCUGCUCUGGGGGAAGCUGGGGGUGUGAGGUUCGCGCUCUGCGCUCAGCCCACAGGGCAGUCCCUCUGCCCGGGGCACCUCCUGGGGGACCUCCCCAGAACCCAAGGGCUCUGCAAAACCCCGUAUAAAAAGCACUGCCCAGAGUGCAGGCUUGCUCUCCGGCCCCACCCUGGGGCUCAUCUCCCUGCUCCUGGGGGGGCAGGGGACUGGCCGAGCCUUCCACCAGCCCUCGUCGGGUGAGUCGUCCUCCUUCGUAACUAGAAGAGCAGGAGAGCUUUCUGAUGGGACAGGGCCAAGGUUCCCCAAAGUCUGGGUUCCAGCCACCCUCCCUCCAGACAGCCCCGCAAGGCAGCAGAAAGGGGGUGAGGCUCAGGCGUGGGAGCAUCAAGUCUCCCCGCCGUUCAGGGGCUGGGAGACCAAGACCCUGAGGUCGUGGGGCGGGGGCAACUGGAAACUCAGAGACGGUUUGGAGCACACUGCUUAUCUGCACUGCACAGCAAUACCCGCCCCUGCCCGAGCCCUUCCACUCUGAGGUUGGGCAUUCCAGACCUUGGUGAAUUGCCCUCCCCACCCUGGUGCUGUAGGGAAGUGCCCAGACUUUUUGCAUCCAAGAAGUUCAGAUUUGGUUUUUAAAUUCAUGCCCUUCCUCCUCUGAGGUGCCAGCAGGCCCCUCUCCCGUGCGGGGUGGAAGCUGGAAGCCUGAGCAUCAGAUGGGUUCAAACCUAAACAAACAACAGUGUUCUCCCAAGUGCUUGAGUUGCCAUAAGUCUGAAACGUGUCCUUGCGGUGUGCCUCGGGGGGCAGGCCCUGCUCCACUGGAGAGCCCGGUCCGAGGCCCCUUCCUUCUUCAGUCCAGCUCCCCCCCAGGACAGGCUUUCCUUGGCCAAGACACCCCCCGCCCACCCCACCCUACCCCCGCCGGUUGCCAGCUGCCCUGCCCCGGAAAGCCCAUCCCUGUGGGCGUGACGGUACUGCAGGCCCCACUCCGCAGGCCAGGCGCCAGGCGCGUGUCCUGGGGGCCGGGGAGGCCCUGGUAUUUAUUAUUUAUAUGUUUUAGUCAAUGACUAAUGAGUAGGUGCUGCUUUUGCAGCUUGUCAGUUAUGUCUCUUACUAACUGAAGCUGCCUUUAUUCACGAAAGGCCCCCCGCCCCCCUCUCCAUCCCCAGUGUCUGUCUUUCCUGUCUGCUCUGCACUCUCCACGUCCUCAGAGGAAAGGAGGGGUGUCAGACAGCACCAGGAGAAUGCUUGCACCUGCAGCAUCCGCUGGCUGAAAGCGGGGUACCCCUGGGGAUACUGGAGCCUUACUUUUUCCUCAGGCAAGGUAGGAGCCUCGACGGGGCCUCCAGUCCUGGUGGGGCUAGAACUCCUGAGCCAUCCCUGCUGCCCACGGCAGGCACAGGGCCGCGCCGGGUUGCCGACUCCGAUGAAGGAAGAGGACCCUCAGCAGAGCCUGCUUCCCAGCCUGGGAGGGAGAGAGAGCCAAAUUAGGAAGAGGGGGAGCAGUCACACUGAGCCAAGAGCCCUGCCACUGUCACAGGGGCUCCAGGGACCUCGGGGAGGGGAGGGGAGGUGCUUGCUGAGAAAGCCCAGAUCAUCUCUCCUUGAACUUGCAAACUCUAGGAGCCCAGAGGCCCGUGCCACCACGUCUUUCUGCCCCAGCCCACCCCGGCCGCCUUCCUGUUCCCCCACCUUGCCAGGCGUCCUGUGGUUUCCACAGUGUCCUGUGCAAGGUUUGGCCUGUGUCUGGUGUGUGCCUGCAGACCCCUCCCUGGGGCCCGCCUGCACCCACGACACAGCUGGCUCCCCCCCACUCCAGAACAAGCAGCGAAGGUCCGCUCUGGGCACGUUCCCCACCCCCUCCCUGCUCACGGCAAGGAAGUCAGGAAGCCAGGCAGUCACACCCAGUGUUUCUUUAAAGACCUUUGUUUUGGGACCAAGGAAUAACUUUGCAAUAGCAAACAAAGCCCAGGCAAAUUUGAGAAAAGGUGAUGUUUUCCCAGGGGACACAGUAACAGUCGAACUUUGCCUGAGAGUGAUUGAAAGGCCACUAGGUCAAGCAGCCGUGAGCUAUGGCUGUUGGGAGGCAACCACAGGCGAUGAACCCCAGUUAUGGCCUGAGGUCUAGCCCCUGGCUCACUGAGCAGGUGCCGGCGGCUAGGGAGAAGGAAGCAUUUAAGAGGCUGUGGCACCUGAGUCCAGUGACACUGAGGCGCAGUCCGUCUUCCUGAGUCCCAUGGCCUGGGCCGUGUGCAAGGCAGUUUGAGCAUGCGAGUAAUGCCUAGACCCCAUGUUUAAAACACGAGGGAGCCCUUUCCGGACAAUCAGGAAUCAUUCGGGCUUCAUUUGCCCCGUGCUCAUUUAACUUUUCGGAUGCCAGUGCACUCAGAGAGGACGAGCAAGAGCACACGAGCCCCAGAAGGGGCGGACUGCAGCUCCUGUGGGCCCUGCUGCCUUCUGGCUCCCUGGUUUACAGGUCCGAGGAGGACACGGGCUAGAACCUCGAUCGAUCUCUUUGCCAGGAAGGUGCAGAAUAGAGAGGAGCAGCUGUCGGCCAAACCCUGCCGGAUGGAAGCCACACUCCGGCAGGGGUCACAAACACCAACAUGGUUGGUGUAAGACAGUGGGGAAUGGUGGGGACUGUGGUCUGCUGGCAUGCGUGUGGCCCAUCUCUAGGCAGCCUCGUGGCUGCAGCCUGUCUUUGCACAUGAGCCUGCAGAAUCUUCCAAUUUGGUAAAGGAAGGCCAGGUUUUCAAAGAAAAUUUUAUUUUUAAGUGUCAGCAGUGAUUUUUUUGUUUUGGGGGGUUUUUUUUGGUUUUGAGUGUGGGCAAAGAGAAAUUCUACAGUUCAUCCUGCACAAGGCAUGAGCCACCAGUAGGAAGGGGCAAAAAUUAUAGCUCAUCUCGCUGAUCGCUCUGGAGGGAACACCGUCCUCUUACCAGUCAUCCCAUCCCGGAGAGACAGUCCCACGGAGAAGUGUCCCAGAAGAACUGGCUGCUGAGGCUGUCCGGGUCCCAAGAUGGUGCUUAAAAAAAGAAUUUGGAGACCUGACCUAAGGAGGCCCACACCUUCCAGAAUUCCAGCCUGCCCAGGUGGAGGUGACGAGGGAGGGCAGGGUCUGGGGAGGGAGGGGUGUGUCCAACAGCCCCGCGCUCUCCAGGUCCCGUUGGAGCUGUGCUGGCUCACGGCCGCCCCUGCCCACGGGGCUACCAAGGCGCUACCUCACUGUGUCCCCCGAGUAGUUCACCUGGGGGGUAAUUAGGGGUCCCAGAUGUGCUGGAGCUGAAUGUACAAUCUAUGCAAAUUUCUCUCCCUCUCUCCAUUUCCCUCUCUGUGUCUGUUUCUCAGAAGUUUGGUUUUUUGUUUUACCUUGCAAACAAGGUACUGUAUAGACCCCUCUGAAGACCGGGGAGGGCUUCCAUGCGCCACCUGUGUCCGCCCCUCACGUUGUCUUUGGUUCCGGCCCGGCCCCACGCAGGGAGAAAGCAGCCCUCCCUGCCCCUCCCCCCCUCCUCGGGCUGGGAACACUCCGACUGCCUCUGCCCACCCUCCCACCAGAGCCCCCAGGAAAGCAGGUUCUGCCUCCUGCACCCCCGUCCUACACACCAUCUCUGCUCCACCCCUCAUCUCCCACUUCUCCCCUGCUCCCCCCCAUCACCACCCCCAAAAGCCUUAGGUUUCUCCUUUAUGAAAUGUGGCCUUAACAUUAUUUUUGGAAAGCUGACUGCCCUCUCCUUCCGACUUCCACCAACAUCUGAGAAGAAAGAGCACCUCGAAGCUUCCGUGGCAACCCCUCAGCCAGGGGCUGCCACUCUGUAGUCUGCAGAGCGACAAAAAGGCUUCUGCGUGUCAUCUUUAUGAAAAAUCUCCUCUCCUUAUUCCUCUGGGUAAAAUGAAGGCUCGGGUGCUGCACGCCGUCUGGGCGCAUGGCCGAGGCACCGGGCCGGCUUCCGCCCUCCCUCUCCCCUCCCAGACUUAGUGACUUGAUGUACUUCAUCCAAGGGUAAUCAGGAGAGUUUCUCAGUUUCUCUCUGUCCUUCCUGCCUGGAAAGGGAGAGCGUCCCGUAUUCCCAGCGGACGGGUCGUGUUCUCAACAGGAUCACACACCCGACUCCUGUCGCUCCAGGUCCCGUUGGAGGCCAAAGACAACCCCCCAGGGUUUUCAUAGGAAAUUCACUGGAAUUGAGCGCAACCGUCCUUAGAGUCCUUUCUCCGUCUUCUUUUGGUUUUUAAUAUUAUGUUGUCAAUAGCGUUUGUUUUGGGUAUUUUUUUUUUAGAGGCCUCACGAUAAGUUAUUACUGUCCCCCAUUUUUUUUCAAAGACAUGUGGUGAUAUAGUUUUUAAAAAUAACUAUUUUGUUAUAGAUCAUGAUAUGCAUAAAACUGUACAGAAAUAUUUUGUAAUGUAUUGAUUUAAAAAAUCUGUAAAUAAAGUUUAAAAAAAAAGGA